Messenger RNA from Notechis scutatus (mainland tiger snake), 2837 nucleotides. The record is from RefSeq and is a predicted model, not a curated record. Lineage: Eukaryota; Metazoa; Chordata; Lepidosauria; Squamata; Elapidae.
AUGGAUGUACCAGAUACUUACUCAGUUGCCUUAAACUGGGGAAAAGAAAAUGCUUCCUGCCAAGGGAAUAUGAAGGACUGCACAAAGGGAAAAGAUUUCUAUAAAGAAAUGGCUUUUUCUGAAUUCAGCUAUUCUACAGAAACACCACAAGAAAAUUACAGUUCCCAAGAAAUCAAUUUUAGAAAGAAACAUAAUAAAGAGAUGAGUAAUGUGCUACAAAUAAGGAACAACAGCUUAUUUGAAACAGGGACUGCUAUGCUAAUUUCAUCCAAGAAAUCAAAAAACAUAAGAAGAUAUUCUGUUCCAGUCACAUCUAUUGACGUAUUGCCAUUGCCUCAGCUUAGAAGAGACUCGGGUUUUUAUUCCAUGCCAUCUUUAUCUUUAAAACUCCUUUCCACCCCAUUCAAAGUAGUAACUACUUAUAAAAUGAGUACUAAUAGAUGUGUCAGCUAUACAAAACCUUAUUCAAGUUUCACAUCAUUGUUUGGUACUGUCACAGAUCUUAAAUCCUCACACUGUUAUGCUUUUGCUUCAUAUGAUCACAAUAUGAAUGUGUGUCAUACUAAAUUAGAAAGCAAGUUCGGCUAUACUUUUUCAGAGGAUAACUGUUUAGAAUACAGACAGAGUAGUAAGGAAACAGGGCAGAAUUCUAUUAUGAAUUCUUCUCAAGCUCAAAAGGAGAAAUAUAGGUCCACUGAGACACCAACAACCCCAAAAGGAGGUGAAGAACAUAUUACCUUUGAAAAAGAUGGUUUUGUUUGUGAGGAAGUUCUAAGGAGCAAAGACCAACAAGUUCAAGUCCAUGAAAAACUACCAAACAAAGUAACUGCAAAUCAAGACUUUUUGCUUUCCGAAAGGCUAUCAAGUGACAAUAGUGAUAAUAACAUUUCUGCUAAGCUUUCUGUAGAAGACAUUCAGGGUCAAGAAUCAGUAACACAAUCAAACAAAAAUCUUCUGCAAAAUAUUUUUGAGUCUAAAGAAAUGAAAAAAACCCAGAAAAAAUCAGUCAGGACUGUAAUAACUGGAGAAUUGGAACAGAAGCUCAUCAUUCCUGGUGACAUUAAAUCUAUGGCAAAUUCAUUUGGCUUGGCAAUAAAAAAAGAGCCCAGCAGCAAAAAGGAAAUAGUAUUUAUGUUGCCUCUUUUGGAUACUGAAGAAUCAAACCGAGUUAAUGAAUUCCAAAAUUGUACUGACAUUCAGAAAGUGUUUGAAAACAUUCCGGAAGAUUCUGGUUGCCAAGAUUAUUUUAUACAAACUGAGCAUCUUUUAACUGGGGACUCUUUCACAGAUGCUCCAGAGGUGUUGUCUAGUGAACAACACAUAAGUCUGUCUCAUCGUUCUGGAAGUCAUUUAGCAGAUCUUCAGACAGAGACGUUAUUCAAACCCAGCUCUGAAAAACAAGAUGAAGAAAGAGAAGCAAAUAUGAAUGUAAUCAUAACCUCAGCCACAUUCCCACCAGUAAAUCAAGAUGAUCAGAUAGCUAAGUCACUGAAAGACACAAGCACAGGAUUAUCAAGGGACCAAGUGCUGAAAGAUGCAAGGACAAACAAUAGUUCCCAAGAGGAAGAAGAACCAGACCGUUGGGCUAGACGAAGGAAAUGGUUCAAAAACAGCAGAAGACACCCUUCAGCUAGGAAGAGCUCUAAGAAUAGCAGCUUCACCAAAGGAUCCAUGAAUUCACAUGGUGGUCCCUUGGAUCUGGGAUCACACAGGGAAAGUGGCUUCUACACAGAAAUGUUCCAUUCAGCUUCAUGGGUGUUUCAAGGGGAUGAUCCUAAUGCAGAUAAUAACUUCAGAUGUCUUAGCAAAAGGCCAGUCACUGUUCGGGAGCGAACUGUGAGGAUUCCUAAAGGAAUGGGUGACUAUCCUUGGGGAUUCCGAAUCCAGUUCUCAAACCCCAUCUUGGUGACCGAAGUAGAUUCCAAUAGUACGGCAGAAGAAGCGGGCCUUCAGAUUGGAGACAUAGUGAUGGCUGUCAAUGGCACAGAUGUCACUAGCAUGCCUCAUUCAGAGGCAGCAAACCUAGCAAGAAAAGGUCCUGAUAUCUUGAACUUAUUGGUGGGUUCUGAUAUCAGUCGUUGCCCCAACAUCCCUCGUCCAACAUGUCGAGGAUACCUCCACAAGCGGACCUACUCUGGAAUCCUGAAGGGCUGGAGAAAGAGGUGGUUUGUAUUAAAGCAUGACGGUUCCCUGUAUUAUUACAAACACAAAAAGGAUGAAGGAAAAUGCAGACCGUUGGAAGUAACAAAGGUCGAAGGUGCUGAAAUUGGCGUGGAUAACAGCCUGGGCAAGCCUUUUGCAUUUAGAUGUGUUCCUCGGGCUGGAAACAGGGUUUUUUAUUUCUACGCUAUAUCAGCCCAAGAAAUGAAGAGGUGGGUAGAUAUCAUGGAAAAAGCUGCACAUCCUAUUCAUCAGAACCAUGUGUGGGAAGAUGUCACCAUGCACAAUACAAGCCUUCCGCCGCUUGCUAUCAAAAACCCAGAGUGCUUGGGGCUCCUCCACCAGCUAGACAAAACCAAGAAUAUAUGGGUUCAACAUUAUUGCAUUUUGAAAGAUGGCUGUUUAUAUUUUUAUGCUAGCAUACGUUCUACACAUGCUGUUGGGGGCAUUUACUUGCAGGGCUACACCGUGAGUGAACAAACCCUUGGUUCCAGAAGAUCUGUGAUUGAAGUACAGCCACCUUCAGAAGAGUUUACUACUUUCUACUUAUGUGCCGAAAGUGUCAAGGAAAACCAAAGGUGGAUCAGUGCCUUGCAAGCUUCAGUCAGUAAAUGGCUCCCUUGGAACAAAGUCCCAGAAGACUUCAUGCAUUGACUGCUGUAAGACAAAGGUCUCCA